GGUCCUGGAGUUAAACCGUAGUUUCUCUGUGCUUCCAUUGUCGCAGGUCUGCUGUUUUCACGUUGUAUUCUAAAAUUUGGUACAGGUUAGGUGCGAGUAUGGGAUGGCUAACUUUAGCACUGGAGAUCGAAUGAGGAAACCAAAGGGUGACGGGCGAUCCACGGAGAUAUCUCUUGUUAUACGUCAAACCUUGGAAGCUUGCAUUAUGACACACCUAAUGCCCCGUUCCCAGAUAGACGUUUUCGUCCAAGUUCUUCAAGCUGAUGGAGGAACAAGGCCCGCGUGCAUAAAUGCUGCAACCUUGGCACUUGCAGAUGCUGGAAUCCCAAUGCGUGAUCUCGCCACUUCUUGCAGUGCUGGAUAUCUUAACGGCACUCCUUUGCUCGAUUUGAACUACGUUGAAGAUAGCGCAGGAGGCCCUGACGUCUCUGUUGGAAUUCUAUCCAAGAUGGACAAAGUGACCCUACUUCAGAUGGAUGCAAAACUGCUUAUGGAGACCUUUGAAACUGUAAUGCAACUCGCGGUAGAUGGGUGCAAGGCAAUAGCAGAAUACAUCCGAAAAGUACUACAAGAAAACACCAAGCAACUGGAGUAUCGCCGUGGUGUUUAAUACUACAGGACGAUGACGAUGAAGUUGUGUCCAUUCUUUCACAGUACUACACCAUCUUUUGCUGAGAUUGUAACCUGUUAGAAGCGGAAGCAGAAUGAUGCCAAUUUUGAUCGUAAGUAUAACUAGAUUGUAAUUUCUCCAUUGUAGAUUUUCAAGUUGGAAAUGAUAGUUUUCUGAGACUAAUUUCGUACGACCAAACAAAGACAUCGAGUAGCCCUCAUUGGAGCACCAAAGAAUGAGAUUUUGCUUUAUCAAAAAAAUCAGCUCAUCUCUACUCUUUAC
This is a messenger RNA of Papaver somniferum (opium poppy), 892 nucleotides long. Its product is annotated as exosome complex component RRP41 homolog. Gene Ontology annotation, cellular component: nuclear exosome (RNase complex); nucleolus; cytoplasmic exosome (RNase complex). NCBI's taxonomy places the organism in Eukaryota, Viridiplantae, Streptophyta, Magnoliopsida, Ranunculales, Papaveraceae. The transcript is spliced from 7 exons. Gene Ontology annotation, biological process: U4 snRNA 3'-end processing; poly(A)-dependent snoRNA 3'-end processing; nuclear mRNA surveillance. Bases 104 to 610 code for a protein of 168 amino acids. The record is from RefSeq and is a predicted model, not a curated record.